GCCAGAAAAUGUACAGCAAUGACGUCAAAAUAUGACCCCCCCCCCCCCCCCCCCCCCACCCCCCCCCUUUGUGCUCCCUCAUUGUGUUUCACAUUAUUUUUGGUUUGUAUGUUAGUGUAGGGAGCAGCUGUACAGAUGUGUUCACGUGUUUUUAAAAUAUUUAAAACAAAAAUAUUGCUACUAUCAAUAUAGCAAAAAAAUAAUUGAUGUGCGACCGUGUGAGCGCGCACUUAGCGGCAGUGCGCGCGGCCCGGAGUCGCUCGCUCCUCCAGAGGCUCCUGAGAGCAUCACAGAGCAUCACUACACUAUAUCACUACACAGCCAGCAGCUCUGAGUCCAACUCUCAGCUGCUGCUCUCACAACAACACUAGUAUUUAUUAUAUCCAGUAGUAACAUUAAGAGCUCCGAGUGGAUCACCGGGAGAAGAAGUCAAAGACACCGCAGGGAUUAACCGGAUCUGUACUUGAAGGAUGUGUGGGAUGGACGUGGACGUGGAUGAUGGCGGUUCAGGCGAAGAGGAGAAAGAGGAGGAGUUCUGGGUCGGGGAGGGAGUGAAGAUGCUGCCUCCUCCCGUGGCCCACAGCGGGGGCAGUGCGUGGGGCAGCCGCCGGGGCAGGUGUGGCUGCGUGGCGUGCGGUGCAGCUCUCAUCCUCUGGGACCUGUGUGUCGUCCUCGUCAGCGCUCUGCUCCUGGCUGUGGUCUUCUCUGUGGUGCUGCUGCCUGCUAUGCUGCUGCUGUACGCCGGUUUCCUCUGCCACUCCAGGGUCCUUGACGCCCCCUCUGCCAUCUGCCGUUACCUUGACGACAACAGCUGCUCCGCCCUCAUUAUCCUGGGGUUCGUGAUGAUGUCGCCGCUCGUGGUGGUGGCGGCCGCCAUCUUUUGCGGGCUGCUCCGAAGGUUUCGACUCCUGCUUCUCAUUCAGCCGAUUUCACGCGCCUGGUACAGAGGGCGGCUGUUGGACUGGGCGGGCAGCGUCCACGCCUGGGUGUGAUUGAGACGAAGCACGAGGCGCCGGCGGUCAGAUAUGCUAACAGUCAGAAAGUUCGAUUAGUGUAAAAUCAACCUGAGAGAUACAAGGGGUAGACAAAAUAACAGAAACACCUCACAUUGUAAUCAAUAAAAUAGUGUGAGAGAUGUUGACUUAACUAGAUGCUACGUUUCAAAGACAGAGUUUGACGUUUUGGCGAAGACGCUUAUUCACUUUCUUGCUAGUUAGAUCUCUGUUAAAAUGGUGGUUUGUGGGAAAAAAGCUUUUUGGACCGCAGGAGUUUUUUUUAGUUGCAAUAGGUGUGGCCAUCGGGACAAACUGGCAGCAAGGCUGAGUGGCGGCGCCGUAUCCAGCUCAUUUCUUGGCGUAGUAACUUCCUGGAGUCUCCACUGGUUGCCGGGCAACCUCACAGUGUCGACAAGACUCCAGGUAGUCAGUGCUGUUGUCGAGAAAAAUGUUUUAGCUCUUAACCCCCCUGUAAAGCCACAAUGUAUUGUUUUCAACCCCGCCUCCCACUAAAUUACGUUCCCAUACAACUAAAUGGCAUAAUAACAAUACAUUUUGAGGGAAACGUAUUUUCUCCUGAAUUACGGUCACAACAUGUGAUUAACGUCAUAAAUUGAAACAAAAAAAUAAAAAAUUAAAUAUAUCUACUUAGUUAGGUUUAGGCAACAAAACUACUGGGUUAGGUUUAUUAAAAAAAACAUCAUGGUUUGACUUAAAAUGAUUUUAAAACAAAACAAAACGCAAUGAGUUACUACGUUUCUAACGGGACAUGAACACCGGUCUCCUGGGGUUAAGUCUGGUGUUUGUUGGACUCAUCAACCUCCCCUCCCGUCCUACAAUAGUGGACUUUCUUGUUUGUUAUUAUUCAAUAACUUUUUUAUUCAACUUAUUAUAAGUAAGGGAUAAUGAACAGCGAGCCGGUCUUUGUUGUGAAAGAUUCCCCAACAGGGCGAUACUGCACCUGAAGGGGAUUCUUUCACAACAAUGACCCGCUAGCUGUACAUUAUCCUGCUUAUUACACGGCUACUUACUUAAGAAAUCAAUAUUUUGACACAAAAACGGUCCUCCAGAGUCCGACAUCAGAACUGUGCCCAUAGCAACGGUCUGCUAUACAUAGCAACGGUCUGCUAUAAAGAAAUUACAGACUACAGAACGCCGUGAUUGACCAAUCAGAAUCGAGUAUUCAACACAGCCGUGUAAUAACGCUUGAUAUAUUACCUGCUCUGCACGUCACACAUUCUACUACGUCACUCGCUGCGGACGUCCUCGGACUUACAUAGGUAUUUGUGAUAUGUAAACAUCCGCAACAAAAUACGUUUCCUUCCAAACGUAAUUGAAAAUGUAAUUUAGUUGUAUGGGAACACAUUUUUUAGGAGACAGGACUGAUCCACCUCGUUAUACCUUCAAGGCCAAGUUUUGUAGUGUCGUCGUACUGGGUUGCGUAUUGAAAAGUGUCUCCAUUAUUUUGUCUACCCCCUCUACAUUUAAGGUCAUUUUGUGAUUUUGUGAGAACAAGAUUGUGUUUAAGUUCACUGUAGCAACUCAGUCUUAUCUGUCUUUGUUUUAGAAACUAAAUACUUUUCAGUGAUUCGUGGAGUGACGUCUUUGUACUUUAACCUCACAUACAAAGAUCACAAAACUUAUUCUGCACUCAUUUGAUCCGAAGGAACAAAAUGCAUCUCGGGACAGCCCAGAACAAAAAUGCUACUCAAAUCAUUUUUGUAAAAUGAAGGAUAAAUGUACAAAAAAUGUUGCAAUAUCAUGGUUUUAACACAAGCAAGACUCCAAAGGAAUUGUCAUUUUAUUUUGACAAGAUAGCAGCUUCAAGAGAGUAACACAUCACAGACUGGUUUAUCAUUAUAGAUUCUGUGUAUAAAAGUAAUAUUUUUGUGAUUUUGUAUUGCCUGUUUGCUAACUAUGUUGACAUGGUUACAUGUGGGACUUUCUCAGAAAUAUGUUGCUGUGAAGUUAUUCGUGGUUGUUCAUUAGAAGUCUUGAAAAAGUCAAAACAAAAUUGCAAACAUUCGAUUUUGAGUUUAACAUGGGCUCGAAUCCCCGGGGCGUUCAAACACCCUGAAAACACGGUGAAUAGUGUAACAUGUACAAUAAAAAGCAGCAUUCAAGGACUUUAAUAUUGUCUGUGAGGUGAAUUAAAUGGACAAUGAUGUUUGUUUAUCUGAUGUAGCAUCAUUAGCAGUCAUGUCUUGUAGGAGGGAGGGAAACAUAUUUCAUUUAAGUGGAUCUUUGAGAUCACGUCGUGCCAUGAUAAAACACACCCUUCAUUAUAAAAACAACAGAAGCUGACAGUACGACAGAGUAAUGGCUGUUCAGUUGAAGCCAGGUGUUAAAGCGAGAUCUGAAUCAUCCGACCAGGAGCUCAUUCUGCUGCCUCUUUGUUUUCUGGUCAUUUAAAUUCAUCAGUGACACGCGUGCCGCAUAUCCUUUUUAUCUGCGUGUCAGUGCUCCGUAAUUAAGUGUUCGGAUUUCAUUUCUCAGGAGAAAGCCUUGAAUCAUAUUUCUUGAGGAGCAGUUAUUACAUGUCCUGUGCCAAUGUUAUCGUACUGAAAUGUAUUUAUUUUCUAUUUAAACAUAUUUAUUUGCGUGUUUAUGUCCUGUUAUUGAGCCUCCAUUGUUUGUUGACAGUAAUGAAGCCCUGUUAGUUUCAGUAUUUUAAGAGGAAGGAAAAGGGUCUUUUUUAUUUUUGCCAAGUUGCAUGCUGGUAAACAUCACACCUGAAAUAAUGUUUUGGAAAGAUUACAGUGUUACCAUCAAAACGGCAACACAUUCUCAUGUUCAGACCUUACAAUAAUAAAUAGAGGGCUUUUUUUUCAGUG
Messenger RNA from Sebastes umbrosus (honeycomb rockfish), 3829 nucleotides. It is a transcript of the gene tmem88bl, whose product is annotated as transmembrane protein 88. Gene Ontology annotation, molecular function: PDZ domain binding. Bases 471 to 992 code for a protein of 173 amino acids. The record is from RefSeq and is a predicted model, not a curated record. Gene Ontology annotation, cellular component: plasma membrane. NCBI's taxonomy places the organism in Eukaryota, Metazoa, Chordata, Actinopteri, Perciformes, Sebastidae. The transcript has 3 exons.